Linderina pennispora is the source of this 887-nucleotide messenger RNA. RefSeq lists its product as uncharacterized. The record is from RefSeq and is a predicted model, not a curated record. The coding region runs from base 197 to 829 and encodes 210 amino acids. The transcript has a single exon. NCBI's taxonomy places the organism in Eukaryota, Fungi, Kickxellomycota, Kickxellomycetes, Kickxellales, Kickxellaceae.
UUUUUUUGCAUUUCUAAAGAGACUACCAGCGCCGAAAGCAAACGACUUCUCCUUUCCCCUUUCAUCUCCCUCACUAUAUUUAUUCACCCGGACAGUUCCUCUGCGGCGUGUCUGUUCUGCUAUUGCACUUAUUCUUCUUCAUCGGCAAUAUCCAAGCAAGGAGGAUCCCUUCUUUCCAUUAUUGCGAGUAUAUUUCAUGCCGAUCAUGAACCUCACAAUGGUCUCUCGGAUCCUCGUCGUGCUCAUCUCCACCAUGGCCAUGCUUGUGGCUGCCGACAACUUUGUCCCAGCCCAUCCCCCGUCCCCAUCACCAUCACCAUCCCCACAGCCUGCUGCGCACCCCAUGUUCCAGCCGCCCGUCUCCCUCGAUAGCCUGGCCCAGAAUCUGCCUGAAGCCUUUGCCGCACUUGAGGGGCAGUUCAAGGAUGCCGGGUUCAAGUCCAUGCUGACAUCGCAGCUCAGCAACCCGAAUGCCGUCGAGAUGUUCGAGUCCAUGAUUCACGAUCCGUCUGCUGUCAGCUCGAUCUCGCUGAUGCUCAAUGAUCCUGCCAUCAAGAGCUCGCUGUGGGAGCAGUUCGCUACGCCUCAUCCUGGCGCCGUAAACUCAGGCAUCCGUUCGGCAUCUAUUGAUAGCAGCGCAUCGGUAUCGGCAGAGGCAACCGGCGACUACGAGUUUUCGGAAAGCAAGUCCCGGAUUGAGCACGGCCGCUCGUCCAUGAACCUGGAGACGCUUGAUCGUUCGCAUAGCGGCGUCAGUGGCCGGCCCGGCUUGAUUGUCACCGGGUGGGUUAUUGUGAUCCUGCUCUCUGCCUUGGCACCCACCUACUAAAUGCGAACAUCUCACCACUCGUCCUUCACUCGCCCCCUUUUUAUCCCACGUAUAUGUC